Messenger RNA from Oppiella nova, 776 nucleotides. NCBI's taxonomy places the organism in Eukaryota, Metazoa, Arthropoda, Arachnida, Sarcoptiformes, Oppiidae. The record is from the annotation of a GenBank genome assembly.
GCAAACAUUUUGGUCUCAAUUACGAGUCGAUCCCUGAAUUGAAUGCAAAACAAAUACAUUCACUGAAAACGAGACAAUAUUUUGGACACAAAUUGAUACCUAAAUCGGGAUCUGAUUAGCCAUCAGAUGAAGAGAUCAUGACUACAGCCAAUGGAUUCAAACAGGAGAUGCCGCCGAAGGGCGGGUACGCGGAGAUCCACUUCACUCGAGUUAUACCACAAAAACUCUUCAAAAACUGGUCGCUGAUGGCGAUGCACAUCGGGAUGACCUGUUAUGCCGUGUAUUAUCUGAAGCGCCGCAAGAGAUAUAUGGGAAAGUUGUCGGUCGAGCGCUUUGAUCACUACAAUGCCAUCGAACCACUCCUUCAGGCGGAAAGGGAUCGCGCAUACUUACGGCACAUGCGAUAUAACCGCGAAGUGGAGCGGGAGCUCAUGAAGGACGUGCCCGACUGGAAAGUGGGUACUCUAUGGGGUAGACCCAUCUACUCGACACUACCUCCCGGAGCUCUGCCGGACGUACACGUGACCGAGUGGUACGCCCACAGACACUACAAGCAGUGGGAGGACUACUUCUUCCCCGACAAGUGGACAUAAACACCGCUUCUGUAGACAUCUCUAAACAAAUUAUUAUAGAAAAUAGUUUACAAUUGAUUUGAAUCUUAAAUAUCUAGUGAUUGAUUGACUCAAAAAAUUUCGAUUAUAAAUGGCUUUAAAUUGUUUGUAUAAUUAAUAAAAUUAGGUUUUGAUCGAAAUAUUCUUACUAUUACUGUAUUCCCA